This is a messenger RNA of Salvelinus namaycush (lake trout), 923 nucleotides long. RefSeq names its product triple QxxK/R motif containing (gene triqk). Lineage: Eukaryota; Metazoa; Chordata; Actinopteri; Salmoniformes; Salmonidae. The transcript is spliced from 2 exons. Gene Ontology annotation, cellular component: endoplasmic reticulum membrane. The record is from RefSeq and is a predicted model, not a curated record. The annotation marks the transcript as partial.
GUAAACAAGACUACAAGAAGACCAAGUCAGAUCUGAAGUUGACGAGGUUGAGGGCUGAGGCGAAGAAGAGUGCUCCUGGAAUAAGGGAUGCUUUCCUGGUCAUCUUAGCCAUCCUGGUGUUCAUGCUCUGUGUGUACGCCUUCUUCUACCUCAACCUGAGCACUGAACUGGACAUGGACCUGGAUGUGGACUAAAGCAGGACAACUUAACCUCAGGGUCUUGCUGGGCUAUAGUCAGGCUCUGUCAACGUAGCUCAUUGUCUCAUCUGGAUGCAAAUUUGACCCCAUAUUGUUUUUAAUUUUCUUUGCCUGAUUCCAUGUCGUUUUUUUCCUUAUUUCUGUUUUCUCCAUUUUUGUUUUUCCCAGUUUUUUUAUUUUAACUUUUUUUAUUAUUUUUUGGGGGGGCUUUUGUUCUCAAAAUCACACUUUUAUAGAACAUUCCAUUUUAGUUGUGGUUCUAAAUCCAGACCACUUGAGGUCUGGGAAAAAUAAACGAAUAUAUAAUUUUCGAAGCAAGUGCACACCAGCAAUAGACUGUUUGAUAAGCAAUGACACUGUAGCCUUCAUGUGAUGGCGGAGUUUGCAAAACAAUUGGCCACUGCAUUGUUGCAAAUAAUCAUAUCAUUCUGCCAAUUAGGAAUAGUCUACUUUUUGUAGUUAACAUUUAAUUGAGAAGUUAUUUUGGGGGAAGGAAAGCUUUACCAUCUACCAAGAAGACGGUUGACAUUGCAUUAGCAUCAUCGCUAACAGCUACACAAAGCGGUAGAGAAAUGCGCGAACACAGACAGAGAGGCAGUCCUGUUGCCUCUUCAGAAAUAUAAAUCACUGAUGCAUUUUAUUCAUGUCUUUAUAGUAAUGCUGAGAAUAUUAAUGAAUGUUAUAAGUUCAAUAAAUGUUGGAAUAUUGUCUUAAUUCCGUUUUUAA